AUCUUUUCUCCCUGCUUCUUCAUGCGCUUGUCAUGAAUGGCAGUGACAAAUAUCCGUCGAACCAGUCUCUUCCAACUGAGCAUGCGGGGGGCUUUCUGUGACGUUUACGAGCUGCGGUUCCUACCGCCGACGGAAGCAGCCGAACUAGCCCACCAGAAUGGUCGAUUUCCAGUUGGGAAGCCCAGGCUGACAAGCACUUCGUCCACCUCCAGCAUCUUUGACGUUCCAUGGAAACCCAAUGCGUCCAGUCGUCUCUGCUCCGUGUGCACCGACGCAUUUGGAGUGUUUCGCCGACGCCGUCAUCAUUGCCGACUCUGCGGCAACCUCGUGUGCAAUGCAUGCUCCUACGCACGUUCGUUCGUGCGGAAGCCAAGCUUGGGGUCCUAUGCGAAGCUCGAGCGGACUUGUACGACCUGCUCCUCCACGCUGCGCCAGCUCAUGGAUAUCGGUGACUCGCGAGUGAAGCUCACGGUCUCGGCUAUUCCCCUCUUUCAUCGAAGCAAGUCCGCCCCUGUGAAGGGCUCGGCCAACCCAUCCACGAGCAAUGCUUCUAUCUCGGCCUCCGCCACCGCAGAACCAACAGAACCGAGCCCCUCGUCUUCUGUGUACAUUGUCUCGUCAGCAUGGUACAGUGGACACCUUGCCAAGGACAAGGCAUGUAUCGGGCCGAUCUCAAACCAUACUUUGGUCUCGUUCUUCGAAGGCAAGUUGAGGCCAAACCCCACAGUUCGAUCUCAAGACUACUCAUUCGUGGACGAACGUGAAUGGUUGAGUCUGGUGAAAACGUACGGCGGUGGGCCGACCAUUACGACAGCACUGCCUUCGUCCAAGUGGAUCAUCUCGUUCCCCUCCCACCAACUAAAGCAUCAGGAACAUGCCCACCUCGUGUCUUCGUAUGCAGAUACCGUGACGUCAGUGGCAAUCGAAGCCAAGUCGAGCGACCUACCGCCGGCAGUUCCUUCGCCCCAUGUUCGAGCCAGACGAGCCGCGGCGGCAUUUGCAGAAGCGGCCAGCGCUGCGCGAAGGGAGGCUGAAUCUAUGGCUACCCGCAAGUCCAUGGCGUCCGUAGCCGACUUCGAAGAACUCAGGCAAAGCUUGAGCUCGCGCCACUCAAUGUAUUAAAUGUUAGGGUUGAUGCAGUCUGUUAUCCGUAUAAUAUUAUUUCACACGUCCAAGUGUCCGCU
Molecule: messenger RNA, 1184 nt
Organism: Aphanomyces astaci
Lineage: Eukaryota; Oomycota; Saprolegniomycetes; Saprolegniales; Verrucalvaceae
Exons: 1
Coding region: 37-1122 (361 amino acids)
Molecular function (GO): cysteine-type deubiquitinase activity; metal ion binding
Source: RefSeq, a predicted model, not a curated record